Molecule: messenger RNA, 480 nt
Organism: Entrophospora candida
Lineage: Eukaryota; Fungi; Glomeromycota; Glomeromycetes; Entrophosporales; Entrophosporaceae
Source: the annotation of a GenBank genome assembly
AUGACAUUUUCAAUGUUGCUACAAGAACCAAUUACUACCGCUGAACAAAACUUAUUCGAAAACAAUAAUAAUGACAAUAACGGUGCUAAAUAUCUGCAACAAUAUCUACAUCACACACCAGAUUUAUCUUCUGAUGAAAGUAUUUCUAAGACAAAUCCGCCCCACAUGCGUCAUACUUGUUCAUCAAAACCUGCAAAAUACAUUUCCGUUACAAGAAGGAAAAGUGAACGUGCUAAAUUAAAAGCUACUGAUUGUAUUGAAUGUCGUGAUUUUUAUAAAAUCACAGGGGCCUUACCUUUACCACCUAGUAUAUAUUCACCAUUACCAAUUAACGACGCAAAAAAUCAUGAAGACUUAAAAGAUAGCGAAGAACUUUUAAAAGCUCGUAAACAACAUGUAUCAAGACAUCGAUACAAAUUUAUUCCUGAAGAUGAACCAUCUGGAUUCUGGGAUCUUAAUUAUUCACCUUCUAAAGCAUAA